AUGCACAAACAUCCUCUGUUUUGCCGUUCAGUCUCCCAGAAACUGCGGGACACGGCAGCUCUCGCGGCCACCCGCUCCCAGCAGGACAUCCCCUCAACUUAUCAGCCACUGACACCAAAAGACAUCUGUAUUAACAUCGGUAUCCCACAGUUUCUCAGGACGCGGCAACAGCAAGGGAAAGCUCUCAAAUCCCCAGGAGCCAGCUGCGGCGCAGGCCCAGUCCUUCCACAACAUUCCUGCCGGGGGACAGGCGGGCGCUGUGAGCCCCUUCCACCGCGUGGGCCGCGACACGCCAUUUAUUCAGUCGCCAGGGAGGGGAGCGCGGCGGAGUUCCGGCGGUGGGGGAACGUGGCGCAGGCUCUUAUUAAGGGCCUCUCCAAAAUACCUACACAUCAGAAAAGAACAGUGUAUCUCUGUCAGCUUUUGAUAAGAAUUGAAAAAGGAAAAAACCUUGAAUGCCAUUUUGAAAAUGAUCCAAGAAUUUCACCUUUGGAAUCUGCUCUGUCUUUCUGGACUUUACUUGAAAGGGAAGAAGUUAAACUGGAAAAGCUUCAUGAAGAUAUUCGUUGCUUGAUUCAAAUUCAGAUUGUAGCAGUCCAUAUGGAAAAUGGAUAUUUCAAGGAGGCUGCUGAAGUUCUUGAAAGGCUAUUUACAGACUCGGAAACAGAUAAGCCUUUAAGGGUGAAGCUGGCAACUGUAAUUAAAAGCAAGGAUCCAUAUGUUCCCCUUCUCCAAAGCUUCAGUUACAAUCUUUUGACAAGUAAAAUCAAGUCUUACAUUGAACUUUUUAUGAAAGAAAAUGAAACUAACUUCUUAAUACAGGCAGCUACAAAACAAGUACAGUCUAAAGGACUGGGAGCUACAGCAUUGCAAAACGAAAGUGUGAAUGUCAACGAAAACCACAAAAGGAAUUUGAAAACAAAACAAAGGCCUCAUUCAGGAUGGAAACACGGAGUGAGCAAUGUUUUUCAGAGCCUGAACAGCUUGCAAAAUACGGAAAAACAUGGAAAUGCUUUGGCUUGUGGCCGCAGAAGACAGCGAUGGACUUACAAAGAAGACUUGGAACUGAAAUCUGGAAUAAGGGAGUUCGGAGUGGGUAACUGGGCUAAAAUUUUGGUCCAUGGUGACUUCAACAACCGAACUAGCGUCAUGUUAAAAGACCGGUGGAGAACCCUGUGCAGGAUCAACCAAGACUAA
Messenger RNA from Charadrius vociferus (killdeer), 1197 nucleotides. It is a transcript of the gene TERF1, whose product is annotated as telomeric repeat binding factor (NIMA-interacting) 1. NCBI's taxonomy places the organism in Eukaryota, Metazoa, Chordata, Aves, Charadriiformes, Charadriidae. The transcript has 10 exons. The coding region runs from base 1 to 1197 and encodes 398 amino acids. Gene Ontology annotation, molecular function: telomeric repeat DNA binding; protein homodimerization activity. The record is from RefSeq and is a predicted model, not a curated record.